ACAUGAAUUUUAUUGGCCGUCAUGAUCAUUUGGGCGGUUAUCGGCGUGUGAACACAACCACCUAUGGCAUACCCCUAUUUACGAAAAAUGAAACAACAUCGUUUGUUAAAGAAAGUGUUUCAUGGAAGUGGCACAAGGGUUCGCGUGUCAGCACCAUCAAUGAUUGGCUGCAAAUAAAAAUUGGCGGCGAUGAGGAGGUCAAGAAGAAAAAACGAAAACAAAAAUUGAAUCGUAUUAAAUCAACGAAAUACACAUUCAUAACAUUUCUGCCACAAAAUCUACUCGAGCAGUUUCGUCGAAUAGCGAAUUUUUAUUUUUUAGUUAUGACAAUUAUAUCAUUGCUAAUUGACAGUCCCGUAUCACCAAUGACAUCACUAUUGCCGUUAGUUUUUGUAAUUGCAGUGACGGCAGCUAAACAAGGCUAUGAAGAUAUUUUGAGAUAUAAAACCGAUAAUAUUGUCAAUUGUUCGCCAGUAACCGUAAUACGAGAUGGUGUGGAACAGCACAUAGAAUCCCAGUAUGUGGCCCCUGGCGACCUUGUGGUGGUGGAACGUGACUGCGAUGUACCCUGUGAUUUGGUGCUCAUACGAUCCUCAGAUCCACAUGGCAAAUGUUUUAUAACCACGGCCAAUUUGGAUGGUGAAUCAAAUUUGAAAACGUUGAUGGUGCCGCGUGAUCUACCCCUGGUCGAUCUGGAUCAACUACACAAAUUGGGUGUUAUAGAAUGUGAAAGCCCCAAGACUGAUUUAUAUAGUUUUAAUGGUAAAAUAGAAUUGGCAGGUGGUGAGGGUAAGGUACUACCUCUGACAGCAGAAAAUGUUUUGCUGCGUGGCUCUCGUGUCAAAAACACCGAAUGUGUAAUUGGCUGUGCCGUCUACACGGGUAUGACCACGAAGUUGCAAUUGAACUCCAGACUAACCCGCAACAAAUCUGCAUCCAGUGAAAUGUAUAUCAAUCGUUUUUUGAUAUUCAUUCUCAUUGCUAUGAUUGUGAUUGUAACUGUUCUGUAUUUUUUGAAACGUUAUGAGGAGUUGUUUGUGAUACCUAACUUGGCAUAUUUGGGUCCGCCGGCCGAUAGUUAUAGUGUCAAGCAAUUCCUGCAGGAUUAUCUUUCGUUUUUGAUUUUAUUCAAUUAUUUGAUACCCAUCUCAUUGUAUGUCACAAUUGAAAUGCAUCGUGUAUUGGGUGGCCUCUUCAUGGAAUGGGAUACCCAGCUGUAUGAUGAGAAUACCGAUCAGCCGUGUAUUGUAAAUACCUCAAAUUUAAAUGAAGAAUUGGGUCAAAUAAAUAUUUUGUUUUCGGAUAAAACGGGUACCCUCACCAAAAAUGAAAUGAUUUUCCAACAAUGCUCCAUAGCGGGGAGGAAAUUUAUUUAUAAAAAGACCCGAUUGCAGGAGGAGAAUUCCGCAUAUCAAAUUGAUAUUAAUAAAUUUAAUAAAGAUCAGAAAAACUUCUUCCAAGCCUUGGCCAUUUGCCACACGGUACAAGUGGCUGGAGAUAUGAACAGUAACGGCAGCGGGGAAGGUGAAAAGCUAAAACCCAUUGAAAGUGAAGCCAACACCCCAACCGCACCACAAACACCAACUCCAUUGGCAAAUAAAUAUUCCAUAUCCGAUAUCACCGAAGAAAGUCACAAUUCUAGUCAACAAUCAGAUGUUAAUGCCUUGGAAACAUCCCUGUCCACAGAUCCCAAUGGUGUACCAUCUGUGGUAAUAUCAACUCCGGUUAAUGGUCAAACAACAUCGGAUGUUAAUCCCCUACUGGAUGAUGGUGGUGAAAAGGUGGAGAGACGUAAACGUCCACACAUUGUUAAGAGAAGUCCCAAUUUCGCCAGAGCCACACCACACACCCGAAUUCAUCCAAUGUCUGUACCACCUCAGGGUUUUGAAAUGGUUAAUGGAGUGGGAGGUGGUGGUGGUGUAGCGGGUGGUGAAAGGCCAGUUAUAUUUCCAUCAUCGCUACAGAGUAUACCCACUGGACGGCCGCUGUCAAUGCAAUUUAAACGUUCUACCUCAGAAAUGGAUUUACCCGAAUAUGGUGGGGUGGGUGGUGCAAUAGGACAUAGGCGUUCACAAUCAUAUGGAGCACCCGGAGCGUAUAUAACACAACCAGUUUCUCCCGGCGUCAUUUAUCGCACUCCCAGUACAGCAUCACGUGAAUCGUAUGCGGCACCCAGUUUCCAACGGCAACCUACCAUUCUAAUCAGAGCCGAGUCACAAAGGAGGAAAAAUGAAAUCGAACAAGUUGUACACACACUGGAUUACCAAGCCUCUAGUCCCGACGAAAAGGCCCUUGUCGAAGCCUGUGCCCAUUUGGGUUUAGUCUAUUUGGGUGAUGAUGAUGAAAUUUUGAAAAUUCGUGUUGUCCCACCACAUAUGGACUACAGUCGCCCAUUUAGUGUGGGUAAAGUAAACGACAUGAGCUUCGAUCGUCUACAUGUCCUGGAAUUCACUUCCGAUCGUAAACGUAUGAGUGUUAUAAUAAAAGAUGAAAAUAAUGUUAAAUGGAUUUAUACAAAGGGUGCGGAAAGCUAUGUAUUUCCCUUGUGUAAUAAUCAAUCGGCGGAUAUGGUUACCAAAACGGAUGCUCAUAUAAGUGAUUUUGCCCGAUUGGGUCUGAGAACAUUGGCCAUUGCUCGGCGGAGAAUUGAUGAGGAGGAGUAUAAGCAAUUUUUGGAAGAAUUGAAUGAAGCUAACAGUUCGUUGGAAAAUCGCAAAGAGUUGAGCGAGAAAUGUUAUGCGAAAAUUGAAAGCAAUAUGGAUCUAUUGGGCGCAACGGCCGUUGAAGAUGCCCUGCAGGAUGAUGUGGCCGACACGUUGGUAUCUCUACAAAGGGCUGGCAUUAAAAUUUGGGUUCUAACGGGAGACAAGGUGGAGACUGCUUUAAAUAUUGCCCUCUCCUGCGGCCAUAUUCCCCAGAAUGCUUUCAAGUACUUCAUAAUCGAGUGUACACGCAAAGAGGAUAUGCUGUUGCAUUUAAACGCCCUGGAUCGUGAAAUAAUUUUCGGUAUGGGUCGACAAUGUGCUCUCUUGAUUGAUGGCAAAAGUUUAACAGUGGCCCUCAAUGAAACACCAGAUGAAUUCCGUGAUGUAGCCAUCAAAUGUACUGCCGUGCUGUGUUGUCGUCUUAGCCCUCUGCAAAAGAGUGAAGUUGUAUCGCUGAUAAAGACGGCAAAGCAGAAUUUCAAUACUGCGGCGAUUGGUGAUGGGGCCAACGAUGUUAGUAUGAUACAAGAGGCUCAUGUUGGCAUCGGUAUUAUGGGUAAAGAAGGUCGGCAGGCAGCUCGAUGUGCAGAUUUUGCUUUUGCCAAAUUCAAUAUGCUGAAACGAUUAUUACUGGUUCAUGGUCAUUAUCAUACUACAAGAUUGUCCUUGUUGGUGCUGUACUUUUUCUAUAAGAAUAUAUUCUUUAUGGGUAUUAUGUUCCUAUUCCAAUUUCAUACACUGUUCUCAUCAUCAUCGGUAUACGAUUCAUUAUUCCUGACCCUGUACAAUGUGAUAUAUACAUCAUUGCCGAUUUUCUUUAUAUCAUUAACGGAGAAACCAUAUACGGAGGAGACGCUGAUGAGGGAACCUGAGCUGUAUAAGAAAAACACUGGCAAUAAGCAAUUGCAGUGGCCCUUCUUCCUUGCCUGGACAUUGUAUGCUGUCUAUCAUACCCUAAUCUGUUUCUACUUUGCCUUCUUUAUAUUCUCCACCAAUGAUGUUAUCCUAAAUGUUGGACAAACGGCUGAGUUUUCAUGUUUCGGAACAUUGCUUAUACAACUGGUGGUGAUUGUGGGCAAUUUGAAGCUAUGGCUGGAAUCGAAAUAUUUAAGUUAUUGGUAUAUUGUCACAAUAAUUGGUUCGAUAUUGGCAUUUAUGAUAACCACCGUCAUAUAUAAUGUGAUUAAUUUCCAAUACGACACCGAUAUCUAUUGGGCCUACAACAAACUGCUCAGCUCCAUUCCCGUAUGGCUAUUUACCAUAUUGACAACAGUGGCCUGUCUACUGCCCGAUUUUACCUUCCGCAUGGCCAAACGAGGCUUAAAUUUACCUCAACGUAGUUUCUUCCCCGGCAAAGAACGUCUGCGUUUACUGCAGCUGAAUCGCAAUAAAGUCCAAUCAACGCAUUUAUAGGACAG
This is a messenger RNA of Musca vetustissima, 4123 nucleotides long. RefSeq names its product phospholipid-transporting ATPase IF. Gene Ontology annotation, molecular function: ATP binding; ATP hydrolysis activity; ATPase-coupled intramembrane lipid carrier activity. The record is from RefSeq and is a predicted model, not a curated record. NCBI's taxonomy places the organism in Eukaryota, Metazoa, Arthropoda, Insecta, Diptera, Muscidae. Gene Ontology annotation, biological process: phospholipid translocation. The coding region runs from base 3 to 4118 and encodes 1371 amino acids. Gene Ontology annotation, cellular component: endoplasmic reticulum; trans-Golgi network; plasma membrane. The transcript is spliced from 11 exons.